AUGUGCGUCCUGCCUGCCACCCUAACUGGUGCCCAUUUUGAAGGUACCAUAGCUCAUUAUAACAUGCCCUAAAUUACAGUUAAACCUUCAGAUGUGGAGGUCACCAUGACUUCAGAGCCCAAAAAUGUGACAGAAUCUUCACAAGCCCAGAAGGAGGCCCCAAUUCAGCCUCCAGAGGAGGUGGAACCUUCUGCAACCCAAGAGGAGGCCCCAACUGAGCCACCAGGUCCUCCCAUGGAGCCUGAACUUUCUCCCAGUGAGCAGGAGCAGCCAGCUCAGCCUUCUGAGUCUUCUGGGGAGGUUGAAUCUUCUCCAGUCCAGCAGGAUGCCCCAGGUCAGCCUCCAGAACAUCGUGAAGCAGAACCUUCUUUGACCCAGCAGGAGGCCACAGUUCAGGCUCCAGAGUCCCCUAAGGAGGUAGAACCUUCAAGGCAGCAAAUGGUCCCAGUUCAGCUUCCAGAGCCACCUAAGGAAUUUGCUGCUCAACCUCCAGCUCAUUAUGAGGUGACAGUCCCAACACCAGGCCAGGAUCCAGCUCAGCAUUCAACAUUGCCCAGUGUCACUGUUCAACCUUUGGACCUGGGACUUACCAUCAUUCCAGAAUCCACGACAGAGGUUGAACUUUCUCCAACCAUGCAGGAGACCCCAACUCAGCCUCCUAUUGUACUCGAACUUGAAGUAUAUCAAGAGGUAACAAUUUCAACACCAGGUCAGGAUCAAGCUCAGCAUCCAAUGUCAGCCAGCAUUACAGUUCAACCUUUGGACCUGGGACUUACCAUCACUCCAGAACCCACUAUGGAGGUUGAACAUUCUACGCCCCUGAAGAGGACUAUAGUUCCUCCAAAUCAUCUUAAGGUGACACUUCCACAUCCAGACCAGGUUCAGACUCAGCAUUCACACCUGACCGAAGCUACAGUUCAACCUUUGGAUCUAGGAUAAAUCACUCCAGAAUCCACAACAGAGGUUGAACCUUCUACAGCCCUGAUGACUACAGCUCUUUCUCCAGAACACCCUGAGGUGACACUUCCACCUUCAGACAAGGGUCAGUCUCAGUAUUCACACCUGACUGAAGCCACAGUUCAACCUCUGGACCUGGAGCUUAGCAUAACUACAGAGCCUACUACAGAGGUUAAACUGUCUCCAACCACGGAGGAAACCUCAGCUCAGCCUCCAGACCCGGAGCUUAGCAUAACUACAGAGCCUACUACAGGAAAGCAAAACUGUCAUGAAGAGAGACGUGAGCUUAAGGUGUGCGGCCCCGGCAGCGGUGACCGGAGGCGGGGAGUAAAGGUUUUGCACGCGGGCAUAACCCAGGGGCUGCUCCCCGAGCCCCGGGAGGCAGCGUCGGGCUCCUUGACCAAGACUUUCCGGCCUGAAAUCUGCCUGCAAUGCGAACCUGUGCCUUCCUACUCCUCCGACCGCCAACUCACCAUUGAUCGCGAUCCUGGCCCUUCCCAAGUCAACAGGUACCCCCCCGCCAGCUCGCCCACCCUGCGGCUGCCCAGCCCGGCCCGGCGCUCCCCCUCACUUGUCAGGCGCAGUUUGACUGGCCCGUUCCUCCGGCUUCCCGGGGCAGCACAACUAGGCGGUAGCCGGCCGCUUGCGCCCCCGCCGCCUCCGCGGCCUUUCCCUCCUCUCGUCUCAGCUAGGCCCAGUAGCCAACGGGGCUGGUCGGCUGAGGCGGGCGGUGCUCGGCGGCGCCGGAGCAGGACUCUGGGCUCGGCUACUCCUCCUCCACCCGCCCUUUUGUCUGAGGGAACCGGGACUUGGGGCUGCUGCCGCCACUGCUCGGCUCCGGGGGGCUGGGAGGAGACAGGAGUUGGGGCCGUUGGGGCCGGGCCGGGCGGGGCCAGCGGGCGCGCGCAGGGUACCCACGGUGCCCCGGGCGGGCACCGGCCGUUAGGGAGUGGGUGCGGUGCCGCUGAGGGUCCCACGCGGAACGCGGGGAGGGAGCGGGCAGGGAGCAAAGUGGCGGCGGGGGCGACAACGCUGGCACCUGGAGGGGCUUAG
Molecule: messenger RNA, 2010 nt
Organism: Nomascus leucogenys (northern white-cheeked gibbon)
Lineage: Eukaryota; Metazoa; Chordata; Mammalia; Primates; Hylobatidae
Product: leucine-rich repeat-containing protein 37A2-like
Source: RefSeq, a predicted model, not a curated record